Branchiostoma belcheri (Belcher's lancelet) is the source of this 3692-nucleotide messenger RNA. RefSeq names its product ribonucleoprotein PTB-binding 1-like. Gene Ontology annotation, molecular function: RNA binding. The record is from RefSeq and is a predicted model, not a curated record. NCBI's taxonomy places the organism in Eukaryota, Metazoa, Chordata, Leptocardii, Amphioxiformes, Branchiostomatidae.
GCUGUAUGCUGGGAGAAUUCUGAAUUUCAAAAUGGCGGCGGCAGUCCACAGUAAACCGCCUCUGCUGAGCGAUCCGCCACCUCAGAGCGACUUGAACGGCAAUUCCGCUGAAACCAUGUCGUCUGAAGACAGCCAGGGCCCCCGCAGGGGGGAAGUAGUUUUGAAGCCAGAAGAGACACUCACAGCGCUGAGCGAGGCGGAGAAAGGCGAGGUACUCAGCCGGGCGAAGUCGGAAUUCAACAAUCGGCGCAGGAUCGUCGUCAGAAAUCUUCCCAACGAUAUCACGGCUCAGGAUAUCCAGUCUAUGUUGACAGACUAUGGAGUGCAACAUGUUCACUUGGACAAGGCUACAGGAACAGCCCAAGUGACGGUACAAAAUGGCGACCAGGCGGGCACAGCCAUCCUCAAGCUUCACCAUUCCUCCUACAAGGACCGCCAGAUCUCCGUCACGCUGGCGCCCAACGACUCUCUCCUCUGCAUCGCCAACCUCCCCCAGCUGUACGCCCUGGAACAACUCCAGGAGCUGGCCAGACCCUUCGGCAUCCUCGAACGCUGCUUCUUACUGCGCAGCGACAGAACUGGACUCAGUAAGGGCUACGGGUUCGUGGAAUACACCAAGAAGGAGUCUGCGCUGCAGGCUAAGAUCCAGCUGACAGGCAGGAGGAUAGGGACCAGAAUUCUCUGCUGUGACAUCAUGGACCCCGGACUCUUGACUCACGACAGUCUCCAUUCCAAGUGCUUAUUGGUGGAAAAACUCCCCAUGGACUUCCGAGACACCAGCCAGCUCAGUAGGAUAUUUAGUCAACUGUACCCACCCAUGUUUUGCCAGAUUUCCGUGGGACCAAACGGCCAGUCGCGAGGGUUUGCGGUGCUUGAGUACGAGGUUCCAGAACAAGCGGAGAUUGUGCAACAGGAGACCAACGGUCAUCCCUUACAGGACGUCCACCUCAGGGUGUCCUUCUGUCCACCUGGACACAACGGGCCGGGCCUGAUGUCCGUCAUGGCCACUGCCCUCAGCUCGGUUGGUCCAGGUAAGAACGGCCUUCUCCCCGACCCCAACCCAGCGCAGCUGCUCAACACCCCUCCCACGCAGGUGCAGCUGCAGCUGUUAGCCAACCAGCUGCUGGGGCUGCAGAACCCUGCAGGCAAGGAUGCAGCAACAGGUGUCAGACAUGGACUUCUGGGGACUACUCCAGGGCUGCCCAUGGGUCUGCCUGGUGUCCACCCCUCUGUCAUGGCCACCCUCAUCACCCUGAACCAGCAGCUCAACGCUACCAGGGGGGGACCUCAGCCCAACUUGUUCCAGAACCUGCUGAAUGCGCCGUUGCUGAAUAUGCUGCUGCAGUCACAGCCGGGGCUGGGCGCCCAGAACCCACCCAUGAAUCCACAGGUGCCAAACGGGAUGCUAUGUCCACAACCACCCGCUCCAUCACAGCAGCAGAUCAGACAAGGCCUGCUGGGGGACGGUCCCACCCCCCUCAUGCCCGGGGGGGUGAACAAGUCCUCCGUCAACCCCGCACCCCCCAGCCUGUCCCCCCCUGGAGACAACAAGCCGCUGGACAUCCAGGCCACGCUGACAGCACUACUGACAGCACUGGGACAGCAGCAACAGCACCAGGGGAACAGCAACCCCAACCUGUCAGCACUCAUCAGCGUCCUGGGACAGCUUCAGAGCUCUGGACAGCUGCAGAACAGCACGCCCAGCCAGACAGCACAGAACAGCACGCAGAAGAACCUGCUGCUGUCCAACACACAGGUCAACCAAGGUCAGGGGACAGACAAACCUGCGCUGUUAGGCCAGGGACCAGGCAUGGCAGUACAGGGGGGACCCAAUGCAAUACUGAACCUUUUGGGGCAACAGAACCAGGUGCAGUCCCAGCCCUCACCAGUAGGGGUCUCUGCUGGUCUAGUCAAUGGCUCUGGAGGCCAAGGUUUGAACACUGUCAACAAUGUCAACAACAACAAUAAUCAAGCUGUUGGCCCCCAGAUCCCCCCUCCAGGCCAGGCGGGGGGUAAGAAGAAAGGCUCCCUGCUGGGAGACCCCCCCUCCAACCUCAAGUUCAGCUCCAACCCUUACCUGAACCUGGCCUCUGUCCUCCCGAAGGCCUCCAUGCUGCAGCCCCCUCCUGGGAUGGUGGACAACGGGCCUGCACGAGGCAACCCCGCAACAGCUCCACGGAUCGGCCUCCUGGGCGUGGCCCCACCGGGAUUCUUACCUUCACAGAACCAGCAAUCGUCCGCCGCCACAUCAGAACAGCCAGCUGCCAGCGCCAGUCAGCAGCCGCCCCAGCAGGCCCCCCUCCCCACCUCCCAGCCGGAGUACAGCCAGAACAGCCACACCUUCCCACAGUACCAGCAGGGAUACAGCAGCUACCAGGAGCAGUACCAGUCCCAGAUGCAGCAGUGGUAUCAGUACCAACACAACGAUACCUCACAGGCCUUCAACCAGCAGAGCACUGAAUCAAACGACUACUACCAGCAGGCUUACAAUGCGUACGUGACCAACAACUUCCCUCAGGAACAACAACAACAACAACAACAGCCUCCCUCGGCUGUCUCCCCACCGCAGACAGGCGCUAACAUGCCCAAUAACCUGGUACAGGCCGCACAACAGGCAUACAGCUAUCUCAACAAGUUCAUGAAGAAGCAGCAGGAAGGCAGCGUGCCGACAGCUACCACCGCUCAGCAAGCCCAGCCCCCUCCCCCCGGGACAGACGGGCUGCUGUACCAGCAGUACGCAGCAGCUGGGUUUGGACAGCAGUGGGCGGGGCAAUGGACACAGCCACAGAAUCUGGACCAGGCUGCACUGCAGCAGUCUCUCCUUGGUACAACUCCCAUGAUGCAGCAGGGCCUGCUGGCCACGCCGAGUGCCACACAACAAGGACUGCUCGGGGCUUCCCCACCUGGACAGCAGGGGCUGUUGGGAAAUCUCCCACCCACGAUGGUUCAACCCGCCAAACACAACUUCCCACAGCCCCAACAUCCUGCUAUGUCCAGAAAGAUGACUCCGGCGCAAAAGCGAAAAGCGCCGCACCUUCUGCCGUCCCCUGAGCCCAGCCCGGAGAGCGGCUACAUCGGACAGCACUCGCAGGGCCUCGGCGGGCACUACGCCGACACGUACAGCAAGAAACGACGGUCCUAGACCCGCCGUACGUUCAGCAGCGUUACGUCGAGACUUGGACGAUAUUCUGGCUACAGCCUGAGACCCAACAAAAGGUCUGGGAACAAAAACUACUUGUGUCUGGCUAUAGGGUGGUAACAAAAGAGGAACACGUACACCCACACGUUACUAAACUACCUGGCUUUGAGAGAAAAAAGGGGUCCUGGCUCUCUAGAAAAUGAAAAGUUGUGCAAAUCUCUACUUCCAAAAUUGUAGGUAGUCAGUUAGGAGAUUAAUCAAAUGUGGCGGAAUUAGUGCAGUAUUGUUGGUUGAGUUUUUUGGCGGCACCUCAGGGGCGGAGGCGUUUUUUAUGAGAGAGGUCUUCCAGGUAGAUAGAGAUGCAGAGCUCUGAGACGGGGGUGCCUCACUAAUGCAGUUGAGGUAAAAAGGCUUCAUGUUUAAUGCCCCGAAGUGGAGUUUCUACAGUCUGCAAAAACGCCAGAGACAUUUUGCAGUCCUCACGUGAAAUUGGUGCCUGUCAAGAGAAUAGAAGGGAAUGGCAGAAAUUUUCCGCCAUUGUGUAGUGUUUUAG